CUCAGUUUUCUUGAGAGCUUCGUCUUCGCUCUCACCAAAGCUUUGUUUUCACCACGCACCAUCCGCCAGAGUUUCUGACUGAUCAUUUCGCCUCUCUGCGCGUCGCCUCUCUGCACCCAACUGCUCACUGGCCUUCGCCUCUCUGCUUGCAUCAUCAUGGCUCCGAGAAAGCCAUCUGGCAGUAAACCAGGACGUAACAAGCGCAAGAGGCUUGCAGCCGAGAAGAAACAGAAUGCCGAUGCUAGCAUGUCUGCUGUGGUAAAACCCCGUUAUCCUCUACCACCCAAGCCGCCGCCUCCUGCAUGGCAACAAGCUACGUCCUCUGUGGUUGUUCCUUCGAUCCCGACAACGCAGUCCAAGUUUUCGUUCUCCUCAUCUAUCGGAGUGAAGCCGACAGCAAUUGGAAACACGAAGCCGACGUUCGACGACGCAGACCCGGUAGCCCGCAGCCCUGGCUCCGCUAGAGCUAUCUCUACACCCUCUGGCGAUGUCUCUGCCUCUGCCUCUGCUUCUGGUCUCGGAACGGAGCCGACGUUCGACGACGCAGACCCAAUGACCCGCAUCCCUAGCUCCGCUAGAGCUAUCCCUACAUCCACUGGAGCUGUCUCUGCCUCUGCCUAUGCCUCUGCAGGGGCUGCCUAUUCCUCUGCUGGAGCCGCUUAUGCCUCCGCUGGUGCUGCCUAUGCUUCUGCUGGAGCUUCCUAUGCCUCCGCCGGUGCUGCCUCUGCCUCUGACCUCGGACCGCCGGACGACGAGGACGACGACGACGACGACUCCGGUUCUGGCGAUCAAGACGACCACACAUCUGUUAAAGACAAAUAAGAAGAUGACGAAGAAGAUGAGGAUGAGUACUUAGAGUUCGACUACUCCGGCUCUGAGGACUUCGGAGAAUAUACACUGUCAUUUCCUGAUACCCACAACGACAUGCUCAGUGAAGACAACUCCAUCGAGGUGGAGAUGUUGACACCGUUAACGGCAGAGGAGCAGACAGCAGCCAACUUGAGACUACAAACCACCAUCACAAGAGCCAUGGGCGAUAUCACCAGU
Molecule: messenger RNA, 1047 nt
Organism: Aureobasidium pullulans EXF-150
Lineage: Eukaryota; Fungi; Ascomycota; Dothideomycetes; Dothideales; Saccotheciaceae
Exons: 1
Coding region: 157-822 (221 amino acids)
Source: RefSeq, a predicted model, not a curated record